AUGCUGAACUAGAAGAAUUUAUAGUAAAGAUUGUGCGUGCCACAAAUAGAGGAAUAUCAGCUGUUAGAAAUGUUACGAGCUCGAAUCCAAAUUGGAGCUUCGGACAGUCUAUGUUUUUCGCCGGCACAGUCAUUACCACCAUAGGAUAUGGUCGUGUAACACCAUUGUCGGAAGCUGGAAAGGGUUUCUGUAUAUUAUAUGCUAUCAUCGGAAUCCCUCUGACACUUAUAAUGUUUACAGCAAUAGUUGAGCGUCUGAUGAUACCGACGGCUUGGUUUUUACAAUUCAUGUUUAGAAAACUAGGACAUUUGUACAAAGUAUUCCAUAUACAGCUUCUUCAUUUGUCUAUAAUAAUCAUCCUAGUCAUCGUUUUCUUCUACUUGAUACCUGCCGCCAUCUACGUCACAAUAGAACCCAACUGGAACUAUUUAGACGCCUUUUAUUACUGCUUCAUCUCCUUGACAACCGUUGGGUUGGGAGAUUACAUUCCGGGAGAUUCUCCAGAUCAACCUCUUCGUCCAUUGUACAAAGUAGCCACGACAUUUUAUCUUUUCAUUGGUCUCAUGAUGAUGAUGUUGAUUCUCGCGGUACUCUACGAGAUUCCGGAACUCAAUAUUGGGUUCCAUUUCUAUCUGAAAAGCGAUACUGAUGAGGACGAGCGAAUGCGGUUACAGGCCUCUGCUGCGUCCGGCCAGAAAUAUUCCAAACAAAUUGAUGAUGAACCAGCACCAGUAUCAGAAUAUCAGGGUAUUCCAAGUUUUCCCCGCCCGCAGGCGACUUAUCAGUCAACGGAUGGUGCUUUACAACAGUCACAAUAAUUUUAAUAUUUGUGUUCAGUCUCGUUUAUAAAGGGGCCAAUAUUUAUAUCAUUUUGUGAAAGCUUGCAAUGAAUUAUUUGAAAAGCUUGUAGUUAAAAAACCUAUUAAUACAAGGACAGAAAUGUUUUUAAUGACAUGUCUGCAAAUGAGUGGCAUGUAUGUAGAAAUAUGAGUAUGUUUUUAUAAUUUAAU
Ruditapes philippinarum (Manila clam) is the source of this 1010-nucleotide messenger RNA. Its product is annotated as potassium channel subfamily K member 1-like. The record is from RefSeq and is a predicted model, not a curated record. Gene Ontology annotation, molecular function: potassium ion leak channel activity. Gene Ontology annotation, cellular component: membrane. The annotation marks the transcript as partial. The transcript has 3 exons. Gene Ontology annotation, biological process: stabilization of membrane potential; potassium ion transmembrane transport. Lineage: Eukaryota; Metazoa; Mollusca; Bivalvia; Venerida; Veneridae.